Molecule: messenger RNA, 450 nt
Organism: Penicillium paradoxum
Lineage: Eukaryota; Fungi; Ascomycota; Eurotiomycetes; Eurotiales; Aspergillaceae
Exons: 2
Coding region: 1-450 (149 amino acids)
Source: RefSeq, a predicted model, not a curated record
AUGAAGAUCACCUCUAUGACAGCUUUCAUGGUGACCGCCACCUCCACCCUCGCUGCGCCCAGCCCUACGGUGUCCGAUCUACAGCCGCUGCAACUGACGAACCUCAACGCAGCUAUCUACAGCACGAGUGUCCCACAAACAUGCUUCCUCUUCUUCGACGUCACAGAUCCAAACACCAACACCGACACUCAAUGCUCUGCUUACUGGUCAAUCGGCAUGGCUGGAAACAAGACUUACGACUGCUCAGAUAAGGCAUAUCGGCUUCACCUCCCGAAUGGAAUCUAUAACAUCGAGAACAUCGAUCUCGGGGUCUCUCGCGCCGACGGUUCUGAGACUGGGCGCUCAACGGUACACGGUGAAUCUUGGAAAUGCGAGAAGCAGGAGUAUCCCAAGGCAAAGUGCAGGUGGGAUGGUAUCUUUCAUCUCGAUGUGGCUCCUUCUACCCUCUAG